AGAGUGCGUGAGUCUCUCUCCCUACUAUUACUCUCUCUUUACCUUCUCAGUCACACGUUGUAGGCUGUUCUGUGCAUUCAUUUCCGUUUGUUGGCCGGCGUGUGUAUGUAGAUGGGCGGAUAGUGGCUUGUGGCGCAGAGGACACGGCACUGGUGUGUUGUGUGUGUGUGUGUCAGGCCAGACCAGGAGAUGAACACCAAAGGCAACAAGGAUAUUCUGACUGGGAUAAUGAUGGAAUACACUCCAGGCAAUGUGAGCAUAGAAGGAGGCCCUUGAGGUGGACCAGGGCCAGGGCCAGUGGUGUGCCAACAAGAGGGUUGCCACUCCACACUGCACAAGUGACCUGCCUGACCUGCCUCACCUCUUCUCUUGGCUGAACACUGUCACCUUCAAGUCUGACACACCAUAUUGCUACACUGUGUGGCAGAUUCUUCUUCAAUUAUUGUAAGGUGUGAUGGACUCCUAGAAAGUCUUGAAGGAAAAAAACAAACAAAACCCCACACACAGAGAAAGAGAGGAAGAGGAAAAAAUCAAGGGCUAAAACACACACACACACACACACACACACACACACACACACACACACACACACACACACACACACACACACACACCAUGUCCAAGCCACCAUCAGACAAGCUGCCGACUUUCAAGUUGGUGGUGGUUGGUGAUGGCGGUGUUGGCAAGUCAGCGCUCACCAUUCAGUUCUUCCAGCGUCUCUUUGUCACCGACUACGACCCGACCAUUGAGGACUCCUACAUACAACACACUGAGGUGGACGCACAGUGGUGUAUUCUGGAUGUUCUGGACACGGCCGGGCAGGAGGAGUUCAGUGCCAUGAGGGAGCAGUACAUGAGGAAAGGUGACGGCUUCAUGCUGGUCUACUCUGUGACGGACAAACAGAGCUACGAGAACAUUCCACACUUCUACACACAAAUACUGCGCGUCAAGGAUAGAGACUCGUACCCAAUGCUGCUGGUGGCAAACAAGGUGGAUCUGGUGCACCUUCGCCAGGUCAGCGAGGAGAUGGGACGUGACCUAGCCCAGCGCCUCUCCAUUUCCUACAUCGAGACCAGUGCCAAGGACCCGCCUCUCAAUGUAGAUAAGGCCUUCCAUGAGGUGGUGAGAAUUAUUCGAGAUGCACCGCCAAUGGAUGGACCAAAGAAGGGAAAAGCGAAGCCAAACUGUGUCAUUAUGUAGACUCACCACCACCACCACCACCACCACCUGGAGAAACUCAACACUCCCAUACAAGCUGAAAGAAGAAAGGCAGUUUUUUUUUUUUUUAAUGCAAGAAGGGAAGCCAGCCAAAGGCAACAAAAAGCUAAAAGAAAAGGCCACUUGAUUGCCAGUUCCCUUAAAGUGUGGCUGAAUUGACCUCACCAAAUGCCUCUCCCUUUCAGUUCAGUGUUCAAUGAGGAGAGUGAGAUGAGGUGGAGUUAGGUGAUGUGAAGUGAGUGAGGUGAGAAGGUGAAGUGAGUGAGGUGAUGUGGUGAUGAGUGAGGUGUGGACUUGGUGUAUUUCUAAGAUAUGGUGAGCUGCUAUGACACAUAUCAGGGUCAUGUCAUAAUUAAUUCAUUUAUUGAUUCAUUUUUAUUACCUUUAAGCUUUUAGUUGUUGUCUUUUGUUGUGUCACUUUUAUACAUUAUUAUUGUUAUUAUUAUUAUUAUUAUUAUUGUUGUUGUUAUUAUUGUUAUGCUUUUAUUGUCAUGUCAUAUUCUUUCAUCAGUAUUUUUAUUUGCAAAUUGAAUGACAUGUCAGUUUCUUCAGGUUUCAUGAAGAGUGGCAUGUCGUCAUCUUUAUUGUUAUUAUUGCCAGCUUUAAAUCUACAUUUUUUUUAUUCAUUUAUUUAUUUUUAAUUACUUUAAGCUUUAUGAUGCUGUGUACCCCACUCCCCCCCACCAGCUUUAAUAAUUCACUUCUGAUAACCAAAUGAAUGCCAAAGAUAUUGUUGUUCCUGGGUGUGAGUCAUUCAUUAUAAGGAUUCUGUCUUUGUGUCAGGGUGGCACAUUGUUCUCAAACACUUACUUUCAAAAGGCUCCAGCUCAAGUGACACAAGUUUUCAAGGCUGUUUUUUUGUUCUAAUGACAGGUUAACAAGAUUUAUUCAUUAUUAACAGGUAAUACAUCCUUGGCAAUCCAGCCAGUCAUUGCUGUGGCCUUUGAAAAUAGCCAUGACAGCAGAGCAAGGUGUUACUAAGCUCUGUAUUGAGAAACGCUUUGCUUUCUCACCACGACUCUUUUCCAAGGCCACAGAGAUGAUUAGUGGGGUUUUCUAGAGUGUUUCUCCAGUUGAUAAUGUAGAAAUCUUGUCAUUCUGCCUCUAGAACCAUAAAAACAACCAAAAAAUCUUGUAAAUUUAAAUAAAGCCUUUUGAAGUAGUGGAGGUGAAGCACAGGAGUGUUUGAGAGGAUGAGCCAAAAUCCAGGCCUCAGUCAUGUCCGUUCCUGUGUUGUGUAAUGUAUGCGUCAUGUUUAUUACUUGCUGUCGUGUCAUGCAAUCUUCUUCAUUUCACAAGAUACAUCUUUGUUCUCCCAUACAAGGUUGUCAGUUAUUCAUUAGUAAGUGUGGCGGUGUUUUGUGAUUCAUUCAUGUCAUUCGUUCUUCACAAAUGUUGUCUUCCUUCCGUCUUGUCUCCAAGAGGCUUUCAUUUCUGGCCAAGCUCUUGAUGUGUCUUGAUUUUAGAGUUAAGGCACAUCAAGACCUCAGCCAGAAAUGGAAGACUUGGACACAAGACAGAAGGAAGACAAUAUUUCAGUAUGAAGAACAAACAACACAAAUGAAUCAUAAAACACCACAAGGAAAGAGAAGGUGCAGGAAGCCACCCCUCCCGGCCUUCAGGAUUGUGACGCUCCAUGCAUGAAAUAUACCUGCCUUUGUCCAACUCCCAUUCUCUCUAAAUUUGUCCAACCUUUCAAUGUUCUUUUUGUGUAAGACCAAGGGCAACAAAAAGCUAAAAAAAAAAAAAAAGAAAAAAAAAUAAAUAAAAACCCACAUAGUUGUCAGUCUCCUUGCUGAUCCGAUAGAAUUAGCAUUAACCAAAGGACGGGGAUAAAUGUCAUGAAACCUCCCUCUUGAAUGAUAUACUGUAAUUACCCAGCACAAACAACCUGAUUGGUGUGUUCUGCUCACCCACAGCUUAUUUGAGAACUGAUUCUUCCAUAUCUGUGUUUUUUAGAUCUAAUUUUCUCAAGCUUGUAUUCAUUUUUCCUUGUCCUGCCUUGAUGACUGACCCUGAGAAUUUCCUUGUGUAGAUUAGAGCAGGGGAAGUGAGUGUGACUGGUGACUGGUGGAGGUAGUACAAGCGGUUGUCUGUGUUGGUUAUUUGUGUGGAGUGUUUUGUAUUAGGCAUCACUUGUGUAGACAGCUGUGUCCCAAUGGUUUCUGUUAUUCAAGCACAAAUUGUUUACCUUGCAGCUCAAAUUCCUGCACAAAUGUCCCAGAGUUACUGUGAUUGGAUUGCACACACAGAAUGAUGUCAAAUUGCAUCUCACUAACAAGAGAUUGAUGGAUGUACCUGCUUGUUUCUAUGCUGGGAGAGAGAGUGAUUCAUUUUGACUUGGUGAUAAUCAGUUAGUGUCUUUUGACAUGAAUUGUUCUACUGUUAACCUGCUCAAGUGACUGUAGUGUCUGCGUUAUGUCAUUACGUCUUGCUUUUGUGUGGUGCAUUUUUUGUGACACGUUACUGUUUAGCGUGUUCCUUUAAGCUGCUUUGUCUUUAUUGGUCUGUUCAGUGUUGUUGGCAGUACAUUGUGUUUCCUGCUUCACAGUAUGAGUAUUGUGCCACAGUAUUGUUUAUAAUAAAACCACUCACUGACAUGAGGCUAACUUGUAGUGACACCAACUUAACAUUGAGUGACGAUCCAAGGUUGAAGUAAGAUUAAGUUUUAGUUGUGACGUAAGUUUUCACUCAUAUGUCUCCACACCUGACAGCCACAGACAGUAGGCCUGACACUCACACCAGGAGAGAGGGAGAGGAGUAGCUAGCAGGUGUGACAGCCACUAAUAAGACCACAGGUGGCACAUGGCACAUCUUGUUAGUGGUCUGGUACUUUGAACUUUUUUUUCCUACUCUCUCUCUCUCUCUCUCUCUCUCUCUCUCUCUCUCUCUCUCUCUCUCUCUCUCUCUCUCAUCUUUUUCUUGUUUCUGUUUAAUUUUGAAUGAUAGCUUGUAAUUCCACUCAGAAAAUAACACCACCACCAGCAAGGAGGUCUCUCUUUGAAACCUUUUCCUUGAUCAGUGUGUCACUGUGUGGGGUCAGUGUGCUCAUAUUAUUCAUCUGUUUUCUGCUUCUCUUCCUUGCCUUACCUCACCCUGUGUUGCUGUACACUCAUUUUAUUGGUUGGAUCACUUGUGGUGUGUGUGUGUGUGUGUGUGUGUGUGUGUGUGUGUGUGUGUGUGUGUGUGUGUGUGUGUGUGUGUGUGCAUGCAUGAGAAAAAUAUUUUUAAUAUGAAAAAGAUUAUUACUAUAAUUUUUAUUAUUGUUAUUGUUACUAAUAUUGAGUCACAUUAUAGAUCAAGUUAAGAGAAAAUACUCAGAUUUCUUCAUGUAUUGUUAUGAGGCGACAAAUGACAUGUGUAAUUAUCUUCCAUCAUGAUAGAGUGUGGCCACAAUUAUUGCUCCAUUUCCUGCCCAGAUCAAUGUUUUAUACUGGUGGUGCCAUUUGUGUUGCUCACCACUGUCACUGUCACUGUAAGCUUCUUAGCAUUACAUUAACCCAACAAGGUGUUUGGAGUAUGGAGUAAUGCCCCCCCCUGCAUCAUAUCCCUGGAUUUCCCCCCUCCCAGGGCAUCUUCUCCCCCCUCUUGGUCUGUGAGGGGGCCACUGGGUUGGGGGGGCAUCACUCUGCCACACUCCCCCUCACAUAUCCUGGCACAGGCACAAGAAAAAUGGGUUGUUUUUUGAUCAGCGAAUGCAGGAGUUGUUAUCAUCAUUGUUUAUAUUUGUGCUGCUGCUGCUGCUGCUGCUGCCGCUGCCGCUGCUGCUGCUGUUGCUGCUGCUGCUGCCGCCGCCGUCACCACCAGACUGUACUAGGCUAGGAUAGAAUAGUCUUUGGUGUGUGUGUGUGUGUGUGUGUGUGUGUGUGUGUGUGUGUGUGUGUGUGUGUGUGUACAUGCCAGUGGUCUACUAUUAGUGCAGUGGUGGUGUGUAUGUCUGUAUGUACUUGUAUUGUUGUCACAUGUACUAUUUCUGAUGCAAGAAGACUACUAUUAAUAGUCUUGUCAAUAUAUAUGCAGGUUAAAUACAUAUGUGUGAAUA
This is a messenger RNA of Portunus trituberculatus (swimming crab), 5260 nucleotides long. RefSeq names its product ras-related protein M-Ras-like. Lineage: Eukaryota; Metazoa; Arthropoda; Malacostraca; Decapoda; Portunidae. The coding region runs from base 616 to 1200 and encodes 194 amino acids. Gene Ontology annotation, biological process: signal transduction. Gene Ontology annotation, molecular function: GTP binding; GTPase activity; GDP binding. Gene Ontology annotation, cellular component: plasma membrane. The record is from RefSeq and is a predicted model, not a curated record. The transcript has 6 exons.